Molecule: messenger RNA, 303 nt
Organism: Bipolaris sorokiniana ND90Pr
Lineage: Eukaryota; Fungi; Ascomycota; Dothideomycetes; Pleosporales; Pleosporaceae
Exons: 1
Coding region: 1-303 (100 amino acids)
Source: RefSeq, a predicted model, not a curated record
AUGCCGUGGGAGCGUCACGAUAAUAGCAUAUACGAUAAGGUAGUACAUUGGUUCGAUAUGAUCAGGGAGGAACUCUGCAGACCAGACGUCUUGCCAGAGAACGCCUAUAAUAUGAAUGAGACAGGCAUCAUGCUUUCCAUGCUUGGCUCUAUCAAAGUCCUGGUAUGUAAAGGUGAUGGACGGGACUAUAGAGGAACUGGCACAAAGCGGACGAUGGUAACUGCUAUCGAAUGCGUGUCAGCAAGCGGUGAGUAUCUCAAUCCGAUGAUAAUCUGGCCUGCAUCUACCCACAGGAGCAACUAG